Messenger RNA from Coccomyxa subellipsoidea C-169, 189 nucleotides. RefSeq lists its product as hypothetical. The record is from RefSeq and is a predicted model, not a curated record. Lineage: Eukaryota; Viridiplantae; Chlorophyta; Trebouxiophyceae; Coccomyxaceae. Gene Ontology annotation, molecular function: protein binding. The annotation marks the transcript as partial. The transcript has a single exon.
GGUUGCACCUGCACCUUCAUAUAUUUGCCGGUGUGCGGAGAAGAUGGCAAAACGUACGGCAACAAAUGUAGUGCCGAGUGUGCAAACAUCACGAUCGCUUACGAGGGCAUGUGUCAGGAGGGUGAGCCACAUCUUGGAAUUGCUUUGUUGGUUUUAGCUAACCAUUUUCUAGAGAAGCUCUAUGUAUAG